Messenger RNA from Odontomachus brunneus, 5935 nucleotides. Its product is annotated as A disintegrin and metalloproteinase with thrombospondin motifs 7-like. Gene Ontology annotation, biological process: extracellular matrix organization; proteolysis. Gene Ontology annotation, molecular function: metalloendopeptidase activity. NCBI's taxonomy places the organism in Eukaryota, Metazoa, Arthropoda, Insecta, Hymenoptera, Formicidae. The coding region runs from base 1066 to 4737 and encodes 1223 amino acids. The transcript is spliced from 17 exons. Gene Ontology annotation, cellular component: extracellular matrix. The record is from RefSeq and is a predicted model, not a curated record.
UCGCCCUGUCGCGGUGUGUGCUUUCGCGGGCGGCCAAGACGCGAACGAGAGUAGGAGGAGGGAACGCGAGUUCCCUUCUACGCGACGUGAGAGGAGGCGGAAAAAAGGAGAGGCGAGAGAGCACACGCACAGCAGCUCGCGGGCUCACGUGUGUGUGGGUGUGCGUAUGUGUGCGUAUGUGUACGCGCGUUCGCGUGUGUGUGUGCGUGCGUGCCCGCGUAUGCACACGCGAGUUCGCACGGUGUGUGCACCGGGAGGAAACGCACGUACGUGCAGAAGGAGUCGAGAGCGCUCGCGAGAAAGAGAGAGAAAGACAGAGACGGCGACAGAGAGAGAGAGAAAGAGAGAGAGAGAGAGAAGCGAGGGAGACAGGGAGACGGACCGUGUGUAUGUACCACCAGAAGAGUGUAUCAGGCCACUAGUGUUGUGACGGCGAUCGUGCCCACGAGUUCUCCGGCGGGCCGGCAUCCGCGUUCUAUCCGUCUAUCAUCCGCACCGUCGCGCCCUCCCUGAUCUCUCACCGUUGUCGCGUCGGCUUUCCUCUAUCCCUCCUCGUCCUCGCCCCGAGAGUUACCUGAUCACCUUCCUCUGCGUAGGGGGCGAUCCCUCUUCCUUCUCUCGAUCCCUUCCUCUACUCCUCUCCUCCACCUUUCCCUCUCUCUCUCUCUCUCUCUCUCUCUCUCUCUCUCUCUCUCUCUUUCUUUUCCUCUUUUCCGACUCAGAUACACGAUCGUGUUGCACGCGCCACUACUUCCGGCCGAAAAGUGAAUUCUCAGGUGACGAGUCUGCCGGCGGCGAGCCAGUGCCAGUUGACCGCUGCGGCCGAGGAUACAUGCACCUCGGGGGUGCCGUCGUAAAGUGUGCGAGACCAGGACUGUACGGUGGCCAAACGCGCUCGCGCGAGACCGAGAGCGCGAGCGCGCGCGAGUGCGAGUGCUGCAGGUGCUCCGGAAACGCGCCACGUGCUGCGGCGACGUCAUCGCCGAUAGGUGAAAAAGAGAAAGAGAGAGAGAGGGAGAGAAAGGUAGAGAGAAAGAGAGAGAGACAGAGAGAAAGAGAGAGCGAAUGAGAGAGAAAGAGAGAGAGACAGAUGUCGACGGAUGUCGACGAGGUUGCCUUUCAUUAGCGAGAAACACGUUCGAUUCAGCGCCAAUCAUGCGGUACCUACUGAUGCUCCAGAUACUAAUCGCCGUGGUGCAGCCCAACCUCGAGGCCAAGCAGCGUGCGCCUAACGUCAGAGGUGUAUAUACACUGCAGGAACACUUACACGAUCACGAGAUCGUAAUACCGCGCAAGGUGAAUCAUCAGGGUGAUUUGAUCUCGCAUAAUGUAACGCAUCAUCAUCACGAGGAUGGGCCAAUCGUUCAUUAUCGAGUGGCGGUGGCCGGUAACGAGUACCACAUCGAACUGACAGCGGCCGACAACUUCAUCGGCCGCGCGAUGGUCGUGGAAAGGCGAAAGCGGGACCUGCACGUUCGCAGCCCGGCGAAAAGUCACGGCAGCAAAUGUCAUUAUCGGGGAUUCAUUAAGGGCCAUCGGAAUUCCCGCGUCGCCCUGUCCGCCUGCGACGGUUUGGCGGGUAUGCUGCGCGGCGACCACGGCGAGUUCUGGCUGGAACCAGUCGCCGUGUCCCUGGAAGAAAAACGCGGCACGUCGCCGGACGAAACGGCCGGGGACCUAGGCGCCGGUGGUGCUCGCUCGUCGGUCUAUCAGGCCCCGACGGCGGGCCGACCUCACCUCGUCUUUCGGCGAUCGGCCGAGCAACGGCAGCGGCAGCUCAAGAUCGGCGCCGGCGGCCGUAGCAAGCGACGGCGCAAAAAGAAGAGGAGACAAGAGAGAAACUGCGGCACCCGCGAACCGCGUCGAUUGACAGAGACGCGGCUCGAAUGGCAAACUCAACCGGGCCUGGUCCAAGUUCAAGGUCGUGGGCGGAGGAAACAUCAAGCGAAGCCACCAAGGUGGCACCGUUCCAAAAGAUCGAUCAGCACACCGCGUCAUGUCGAGGCUCUUGUCGUCGCCGACGGGACAAUGAUGUCGUUCCACCAGGACGGCGACGUCGAGACUUAUUUGCUGACUAUUAUGAACAUGGUGUCCUCGCUCUACCUCGACCCCACCAUCGGCAAUUUCAUCAACAUCGUGGUCGUCAGAAUUAUCCUCAUCGAGGAUAAAGAAGUGGAGAAAGAGCUCAACAUUUCGGACAGCGCGGACGACACUCUAUACCAUUUCUGCAAGUGGCAACAGGAACUGAAUCCUGCCGAUGAUUCGCAUCCAAAUCAUCACGAUGUGGCGAUUCUAGUGACGAGGAAGGACAUUUGUUCGCGCAAGAGCAUUUGCAGCACCUUGGGAGUGGCGCAUGUAGCCGGCAUGUGCCAACCGGAUCGCAGCUGCAGCGUCAACGAGGACAAUGGGAUCACAUUGGCGCACACAAUCACGCACGAAUUAGGACAUAAUUUCGGAAUGUACCACGACACGGAAAAAAUCGGCUGCAGUAAGCGCGACGGCGACACCUUGCACGUGAUGACGCCCUCUUUUGAAGUGGACGCUGUAGGAGUGGCUUGGUCUAGAUGCUCCAGGAGAGAUAUCACAAACUUUUUGGACCAAGGUAAAGGCGACUGUCUAGAAGACGAACCGGCGGACAAUGAUUACGCGUAUCCGGAUUUACCACCCGGCGCAAUGUACAACGCGGAGCACCAAUGUAGACUACAAUUCGGUGUAAAGGAGGCUGCUGUCUGCACUCCGUUGCAGGAGAUAUGCUCGAAACUGUGGUGCAUCGUGGACGGCACCUGCAGCACUAUGCUGCAUCCGGCAGCCCCGGGGACGCAUUGCGGAAAACACAUGUGGUGUCAAAACCAGGAGUGCGUGCCUAUCGUCGAUCGACCGCGGCACAUCGACGGCGGCUGGGGCGAGUGGGGCUCAUGGAGCGAGUGUUCGAGAACUUGCGGCGCCGGUGUCUCGAUAGUCGAGAGGAAAUGCGACCAUCCGGAGCCGGCGCACGGCGGAAAGUUCUGCAUAGGCGAGAGACGCCGUUACAAGAUCUGCAAUACGCAGCCCUGCCCAGAAGGCGAGCCGAGUUUCCGCGCGAUACAGUGCAGCAACUACGACGGCAAAGAGUACACGGGAAAGAACUACACCUGGCUGCCGUAUUUCGACCAGAUGGAGCCUUGCGAGCUCUACUGCACCGACACGGACGAAAGCGUGAUCGUGCCUUGGGGAGAGGCUGCUCUCGACGGCACCCCGUGCAACGUUGGUGCCAGAGACAUGUGCAUCGCUGGCAUAUGCAGGAAAGUUGGUUGCGAUUGGACCGUGGAUUCCGAUGCUACAGAAGACCGUUGCGGUAUUUGCCACGGCGACGGUACUCAAUGCGAGACCACCAGCGGCUUCUACAACAAGAGCGAAGGUUUGGGAUACAAAGAAGUCGUCGUGAUUCCGGCCGGCUCGCGAAAUAUCAAGAUCGAGGAGACCAGUCAAAGCACGAAUUACAUCGGGAUCGGCGUGCCGAAUUCCGACAAGUACUUCUUGAACGGGAAACGGCAGAUCACUUUGGCGGGCGAGUACGAGGUCGCCGGCACACCAGCGUUGUACGAACGUGAACAAGAUAAAGAGAAGAUCAGAAUCCCGGGACCCAUCAAGGAAGCCAUCACGGUCUAUGCGAUUACCCGAAGUCCGUCCAACGGCAACGAAGUGCAUUACGAAUACACGGUGCCGAAGAAGGAGCCCAUUCGAGCACCGGAAUACUCAUGGGUGUUUUCCGAUUGGAGCCUCUGCACGGUCACUUGCGGCAAAGGCACUCAAACUUCGCAGCCGGUCUGCCACGAAAAAAAGAGCGGUAUCGUUGAGAACCACUUCUGCAACGACAUAGAAAGGCCGCAGCCGCAGUCGCGCGAAUGCAAUUUGAAUUCGUGUCCCACGAGAUGGUGGGUGGGCCCGUGGCAGAUGUGCCCUGUAACGUGCGGCAAGGGCGCGCUGCGCAAGAGAUCGGUGAUGUGUGUGGUAUCCGGCACGGAUCGUGCGGACUUAGCCGUGCCCGAUCGCGACUGCAAGAAGGACGAGCGGCCCAAAGAAGUCGAGCCGUGUCCCAAUCUGCCACCGUGUGGACCCACCACGGAGGUACCGUUGAUCGUGUACGCCGAUAACAAGGACAUGUCGUUCUAUAACAUUAGCGACCAGGACGGUAUCACGAUAGUUAAUGGCCUCACCACCGACGAGCCAGAGAUUCUCGAAUUCGACAACGUCGUCGACGAGAAUCCGGACAAUUCCAUGUACAACACCAAGUCGAAGUGGACGGUGUCGAAAUGGAGUCACUGCUCGAACGGCAAGAGGAGUCGGAAAGUCACCUGCUCCGUGCCAGGCGAUUGUAAUCCAGACAACAAGCCGCCCGGCGUCGAAGACUGUCGCAGUGGAAAAUGGAUCACCGGAAAUUGGGGAACUUGCAACGCAACUUGUCUCGUAAAGUCCGGAGUUAAGCACAGGGAAGUGCAGUGUCGCGAUCGGGCGACGAACUUGCUGUCCGACGAUUGCAAUCCCGAGAAAAAACCGUUUGACACGAAGCGCUGUUAUUACCGGCGGCAAUGCUACGAGAAAAAUGAUUGCAAGAAUGGCGUACUAUCGCCGUCUAUGUGUGCGAGCUACAGACGCAUGUGUGAAGCAUCAUCGAUCGUAAAAGAAAACUGUUGCGUCACGUGUAUGAAACGAAGGCGACACGUCCGUCAUAGUAGACGUUACAUACCUGCCGAAUGACAAAAUGAAGAGCCAAGAAGCCGAGCACGAGGGUCUCGUAUUUUACGACUCGCGAGCGAAUCAGGAGGCGCAGCCGUCCUACCUUGUCCAUAUGUCGACUUAAGAUAUUAAUUAUAACGAUACCGUAGAUUGAAGUUUCAUGUUUGACGCGUGCAACGAUGUAGAGAAAUACGCAACAGAGGGUGAUAUUACGAGAUUAUAUUUUGUAACUUUGUACCGCAUACGUAUACAUAUAUAUGUAUAUGUAUUUUUUGUACCGAGAUCUGUAACCCUAGUGCCUUAGUAUGCCUUAGAUUUCGUUAGGAUAUUAAUUCAAACACAUUUGUAAACGCCAAAUAUUUUUCGGUAUUUCAGUAGAAUGACGUUCAACAUUAACACAACAGACUAAUGUUGUUAGAAACUUUUUAUACGAUAAAAGAGAAGUAAUUCUUAUGGAUCUAAUCCGUUGGCCAUGUUAUUCGAUACUUUUUUUUCGAAUGAACAAUUUUCUUCAAUUGAUACUAGUAAAUUUGUAGCAGUGACAUACACGCAACAUUUUUCUGUGGAAUUAUCAUCACUCUCGAUGAAAAUAACUAUAUUUUCUUUAAUAAUUGUAUGGCUAAGAUAACCUUCGAAUACGUAACACUGUAAGAUUUAAGAUAUUUAAUUAUUUUAGGAAUAGAAUUGAAUGUUCAUAUCUGGCGAAUUCAAAUGAUGAAUUUCUUAAUCGAAUAUUUACGCUUAAUAUAUGAAUGUUCAAAAAAUUCAUAAAUAAUAUUUUUGUAUGCUCUUUCUUACAUUCUUCUUCUUUUUCCGGUAACUCUAUAAUCCUUUGUGGGUUUUGGCUUUCAACGUCUGGACAGUUUGGACUUGUUUCUGUCAAUUGCAUCUUUUACCUGUUACUCACUUUUAUUAUUUUAAUAUCAUCUAGUAUAUUAUCUUCCUACUCUGGUCGUGGCUUUCCUUUCGAUUUCUUUCUGUAUGGUUUCCAUUUUUUGUAAUUUUCUUAACUUUCAACGUUUAUUCUAGUCAAAUAUCCCAACCAUUUCAAUCUUUAUGAUUUUAUACACGCAUCUUAUUAUAUUUUCCCUCGAAUAUUGUUAUUUAAGUUAUCCAGUUUCAUGUUAUUUCUUAUUCUCUAUUGUUCAUUUUCAUAUUGAUCCGUAUGUUUUCUUCAAUAUCUUUUUUAAAUUACGAUAAUAUAAAAUCUUUUCUCGCA